Molecule: messenger RNA, 1048 nt
Organism: Aspergillus pseudotamarii
Lineage: Eukaryota; Fungi; Ascomycota; Eurotiomycetes; Eurotiales; Aspergillaceae
Product: putative BAP31 domain protein
Exons: 4
Coding region: 264-896 (210 amino acids)
Biological process (GO): intracellular protein transport; endoplasmic reticulum to Golgi vesicle-mediated transport
Cellular component (GO): endoplasmic reticulum membrane; endoplasmic reticulum
Source: RefSeq, a predicted model, not a curated record
ACCACCUCAUCUUCAUCGCCCUGGGUACAAAAAAAGCCUCUGAUCUCAUUCCACCGCCCAGAAAAAUAACUCGUCUCCUGAUUCCAAGGCUCUGUAAUAUAUAUUCAGAGCUUGUUGCAGCCAUCCUUUGAGUACCUGAUACUGUCCUUGGCACAUCUUAUCUUUUGUUUACCGCGAGCUUCCCCCACGACCACAGGUUGAUAGCAUCCCCUGAAGCUAUUUCCAUCGUCAAUUGUCGAAUUGGGGUAUUAGUGCCAGGCAAAAUGACUCUCUACUACAGUCUUGUGUUUUGCCUUCUCGUGUUCGAGAUGGUGAUCUUUAUGGGACUUAUUGUCCCUCUGCCUUUCACAAUCAAGCGGAAGCUGUUCACCUUCAUCUCUGAAAGUCCGGCAGUAGCGAAACUACAAUAUGGAAUGAAGAUUACAUUCAUCUUCAUUUUGAUCCUCUUCAUUGACAGCGUGAACCGGGUGUACCGUGUCCAGCUGGAGGUGACUAACUUCUCGAAGGAGAACAUGGGAGCGGCUGCCCUCGGCACUGACCGCAUGGAAGUCCAGGCCCGGAAGUUCUACUCUCAACGUAACAUGUACCUUUGCGGCUUCACCCUCUUCUUGUCUCUUAUCCUCAACCGCACCUACACUAUGAUCCUUGAUGUCCUCCGCCUUGAAGACAAGGUCAGGGUUCUCGAGGGCGACAAGAAGGCCGGUGGAAAGGACUCGGCUCGCCUUGCCGAGGCUGGAAACGCCGGCGAGAUCGGACGCCUGAAGAAGGAGCUUGAUGCAAAGAACCGUGACAUUGAGACCCUGAAGAAGCAGUGCGAGGGCCUUACCCGCGAAUACCACAGCCUGGGUGAUAAGGUUGCCGGUAAGAGCGACGAUGACACUAAGAAGGACCUGUGAAUUCUUUCGUCGACUCAGAACUUGGAAAGCAAUUCUGUGUGGUCUCAAGCGAAAGUAUUUCAUGAGAUAAGACAGGAUCUUCGAGCGGCUUUUAUGGUAUCAAAACGAUGCUCGUGGAACCUAAGCGUCCCGCUUACUACUCGCUUUCAGUU